UUAUCCUUCCCAUGUGUGGCAAGCCAUUGUGGCUUAUGAGGACAGACGGUUCUUUAGGCAUUUCGGGAUUGACCCAGUUGGGCUUGCUCGUGCGGUGCUGUCUUUUUCUGCUCGUGGUGGUGGUAGCACCAUUACCCAGCACAGUUCAUAUACCCGAAUUUCACCGCUUCACACUAUCAAUUUAUUGAUGGUGCUGGUGUAUUCUUGUACUCUCGAAAUAGAACAUUUGAAACUGCAAUCUACAAUCCCAGCUUACAAAAAUUCAACUUCUACUUGUGUGUUAUUCAUGUAGCAACCAACACCAUCAUUUGGUCUGCUAACCGUGAUGCUCCGAUCUCGAGUUCUGCCCAAAUGACUCUUACAGCUAAAGGGAUUAGCAUUUCUGAUGAAGAUGGAAACCUGAAAUGGUCAACUCCAUCGUUAGACUCAGGAGUGGGUGCAUUACAGCUGACUGAAAUGGGUAAUCUUGUUCUACUUGAUCAAUUCAAUAAUACCCUCUGGGAAAGUUUUCAGCAUCCAACAGAUACAAUUGUGAUUGGGCAACAGUUGAAUGUUGGAACAUUUCUCUAUGGUGCUGCAUCAGACAAUGAUUUUUCAACUGGUGACUACAGGCUUGCAAUUAGUGGUUCUGAUGCAAUACUGCAAUGGCAUGGACAAACAUAUUGGAAAUUGUCUAUGGAUACCAGUGCUUUCACAAAUUCAAAUUACAUAGUGGAAUAUAUGGCAAUAAACAGAACAGGUCUUUAUCUGUUUGGUCUUAAUGGAUCAGCUGUUGUGGUUCAGGUGGUCUUGUCACCAUCAGACUUCCGAAUUGCCAAUCUGGGUUCCUCUGGCCAGUUUAUUGUCCGUAGUUAUUCUAGUACGGGUUGGAAGCAGGAUUUUUUGGGGCCAGUUGACACUUGUCUAAUACCAUUAACUUGUGGCAAACUUGGGUUGUGUACUGAUGAUGCAUCUAGCAAUCCAGUAUGUUCAUGUCCAUCAAAUUUCCAUGGAGGUUUACAAAAUAUGAGCGGUUGUUUGCCAAGUGAUAGUUCUUUUUCUUUGCCAAUUGCUUGUAACUCAACCAAAAAUGGUCUUCAAUCAAAUUCAUCCAGUGUUGCAUAUCUGAGACUUGGCUAUGGUAUGGAUUACUUUGCCAAUAUAUUCUCUGAGCCCGUGAAAUUUGGUGUUAAUUUGACAGUCUGUCAAGAUCUCUGCUCAGGGAACUGUUCUUGCUUAGGAAUUUUCUAUGACAAUUCAACUGGUUCUUGCUAUGUGCUUGAAGAUCAGUUGGGGUCCAUUAUCAGCAAUACAGGUCAAAGUUCCCUUGUGGGUUAUAUAAAAGCUCUUGUCAGAUCUACUCCACCAGAUGGCAAAGGUGGCAACAACAGUAAUGGAACACGUAAGUUUCCCACAGCUGCUUUGGUGCUUUUACCAUGCACUGGCUUCUUUCUGCUGGUAGCUGUAGGUUUUCUCUUAUGGGGAAGAUGGAGGCUCUCCAAGAGAAGGGAUAUAAAGUUAGGCCAUCCUAGCUCAUUUUCUUCUGGAGAUUUGGAUGCCUUCUACAUUCCAGGAUUACCUAAAAGGUUUGACUAUGAAGAGCUUGCAGUGGCUACAGAUAACUUUAAGACCCAAAUUGGUGCAGGUGGGUUUGGUUCUGUAUACAGAGGUACACUACCUGAUAAAACUGUUGUGGCUGUAAAGAAAAUAACCAAUUUAGGUGUUCAAGGCAAGAAAGAUUUCUGCACUGAGAUUGCAAUUAUUGGUAGUAUCCAUCAUGCCAAUUUGGUCAAAUUGAAAGGAUUUUGUGCCCAAGGGAGACAACGUCUAUUGGUUUAUGAGUAUAUGAAUCGUGGGUCGCUGGACAGAACCCUUUUUGGUAGUGGACCGGUCUUAGAAUGGCAAGAGAGGCUUGAUAUAGCACUUGGGACAGCACGUGGGCUUGCAUACUUGCAUAGUGGAUGCGAACAAAAGAUCAUCCAUUGUGAUGUCAAGCCAGAGAACAUUCUCUUGCAUGAUCAAUGUCAGGCAAAGAUCUCUGAUUUUGGACUCUCAAAGCUUCUAAGCCCUGAGCAGUCCAGCCUUUUCACAACAAUGAGAGGCACACGUGGCUAUCUUGCACCAGAGUGGUUGACUAAUGCUGCAAUCUCAGAAAAAACAGAUGUAUAUAGUUUUGGAAUGGUUUUGCUCGAAGUUGUUAGUGGGAGGAAAAAUUGUUUAACACGAUCGCAAAGCCAUAGUGUCGAUGACAGCAACAGCGGUGGUGGCCACUCAUCAUCUUCUUCAGGAUCAGGACUCAUUUACUUUCCACUGCUUGCAUUGGAGAUGCAUGAGCAAGGGAAGUACUUGGAGCUUGUUGACCCAAGACUGGAGGGACGUGUAACAUAUGAAGAGGUGGAGAAAUUAGUGCGUGUGGCCUUGUGUUGUGUUCAUGAGGAACCAGGACUGAGGCCAAAUAUGGUUACUGUUGUUAGCAUGUUGGAAGGAGGGAUGCCACUAUGUCAGCCGAGAUUGGAAUCUUUAAAUUUCUUGCGCUUUUAUGGGCGUCGAUUUUCUGAGGCUUCUAUGAUUGAAGAGGAAACUGAGCAAAAUGAUCUAGUGUUGUAUCCACAAGCAAAUGCUUCUACUAGUAGCACACCAAGUGACUCACGUAUUUAUUAUUCUUAUGUCUCCUCGCAGCAGAUCUCGGGACCUAGAUAACAUUGGGUGGCCGAGUAGCUUUUGUAUAGUUUGUUUUGAAUGACCAUUACGUGUAUGUAAUUUCAAUAUGAACAUCUUGGUUUUCUCCACUAGAAUCUACUUGUUAUUCCUAUAUCUUAUCAUGAGGUUCAGAGUGGUCUCACUGGUUGUAAUUUGUUCGGCUAAUGUAAAGAUUUCUUUGGAGUAAGUAAUAAGAUUAUUAUAUGCAAAUUGAAGAUAGCC
Ziziphus jujuba (common jujube) is the source of this 2901-nucleotide messenger RNA. RefSeq names its product G-type lectin S-receptor-like serine/threonine-protein kinase At5g35370. The transcript is spliced from 2 exons. Gene Ontology annotation, molecular function: protein serine/threonine kinase activity; ATP binding. The record is from RefSeq and is a predicted model, not a curated record. Lineage: Eukaryota; Viridiplantae; Streptophyta; Magnoliopsida; Rosales; Rhamnaceae. The coding region runs from base 352 to 2679 and encodes 775 amino acids. Gene Ontology annotation, biological process: recognition of pollen; protein phosphorylation.